Molecule: messenger RNA, 1299 nt
Organism: Penicillium psychrosexuale
Lineage: Eukaryota; Fungi; Ascomycota; Eurotiomycetes; Eurotiales; Aspergillaceae
Product: anaphase promoting complex subunit DOC1
Exons: 2
Coding region: 1-1299 (432 amino acids)
Biological process (GO): anaphase-promoting complex-dependent catabolic process; protein K11-linked ubiquitination
Cellular component (GO): anaphase-promoting complex
Source: RefSeq, a predicted model, not a curated record
AUGCCUCACUUGCGCCGACAACCAAAUCCGCGCGACACAAGACCCAACCAAGACAAUGCCCCAGGAAACCUCCGGGCCCAAUUCCAGACCCCGCCCACGCGUCACACUCCCACAAACCCAACCCAUCGACACCAACCCCCCUCCACUGGUCUAAAUGAUCUCACCCCCGACCCAGUCGCCGUGGCGGGACAUCCAGCGGCACCAAUAAACUCUUUUACAAUAUUUGGAAGACCAAGAGCGCGGGUAGAGCAACUCCCACCACAAAUGAUGGAUGACGACGACUUUGACGAUGAUUUCGACCCGCGCGGGCACAGCAUGCAAGAGCUUGGGAACGACGGGCCCCUCGACUUCGACGAUUCCUUCGAUCAGGCCAUUGAAGGGCAAUUUGAUGACUCCGAUAUUGAGGACGAGGAACUGGAGGACGAAGCCGAGGACCAAUUCGACGAAGAGGACCCCGACCAAGAGAUGCACGAUCGAGAAAAAUCACCCUCCCCCUUACCACCCAACCUGCGUGAGAUCUCAUCGCUCGCUUCCUGGACCGUCUCCACCUCCAAGCCGGGCUGCGGCGUCGCGGCCCUCCGCAACCCUUCCUCGGCCCAAUACUGGCAAUCCGACGGACCACAACCGCACACAUUAACCCUCCACUUCUUCAAACUGGUAGCAGUCGUGCGCAUCCGCGUAUACCUGGAUUUCGAGCUCGACGAAAGCUACACGCCCACCAAGAUGAUUUUCGCAGCGGGAAUGGGCGGGAACGACCUCGUCGAGUUCGCAACCUGGGAAGGUGACGGUCCAUGUGGCUGGGUCAAUGUGCCACUGGAGGGCGUCGGCGGUCGAAACGGUGGGUGGGUGCGCAACGACCCUGGGAAGUCGAAACGCCGAUCUACGGCUAGUAUGCGUCGGCGCACAAUCGUGUACCGGAACUGUGAUGAUCCUGGUCAUGAGCAUGAUGAUGAGUGUGAUCCGUUUUAUGAGAUUGAUGAGCCCGAUAGCCAGGACGAUGGGGAGGAUCCCUAUUCGGGGAAUGUGCUCAAGGCUAUGGUUAUCCAGAUGCGCAUUAUGGAGAACCAUCAGAACGGAAAGGAUACUCAUGUUCGUGGAUUUCAGGUGUUUGCUUGUGAUGAUAGUCGUCGGAAGAUGGCUGCUGCGCCGUCGGCUUCUGCUGAUGCUCGGCGCCGUCGUCCGUCCCUACGUGGAGCUCAUGAUCUUCGGGGACGUACUGCAAGUGAAGAUGCUGAUACUGGAUUCACUACUACCGGUCUAGACGAGCCGGAUUGGAUGGGUGAGCCAGUGAUUCGAUAA